GUGACGUCACCUUCCUUCCCCUCUCUCCCUCCGCUGUUAGCAGAGUUAGCGCUAGCAGUUAGCCUCCAGCAGCUGUCGGUGGCACUCAGUCAGUCCGAGUGGUGGUGCAUUUGCAGUCUGUAACAGUUUUUUUCGUCCCUCCUGUAGGUACACCUUGGACGGCUGGGUUGUUUCUCUAGGAGCCAGUUGCUUCACCUCCUUGGGCUACCGUUACCUGUGGUAAAUUAUUGUUGUCCCCGCUGACACGACAGGAAGAAGCUCUGGGACAUGGCCAGACCAGAACAAGUCCUGGUGCUAGAGCCACAACAUGAACUGAAAUUCAGAGGCCCUUUUACAGAUGUCGUCACUGCCACUCUGAAGCUCAGCAACCCCACGGAUAGAAAUGUGUGUUUCAAAGUCAAGACCACCGCGCCUCGCAGAUACUGUGUGCGCCCAAACAGUGGCAUCAUUGACGCUGGAAACUCUGUCAAUGUUUCUGUUAUGCUCCAGCCGUUUGACUACGAUCCCAAUGAAAAGAGUAAACACAAAUUCAUGGUGCAGUCCAUGCUGGCUCCGUACGGCAUGACUGACAUGGAAGGAGUUUGGAAGGAGGCAAAGCCCGAAGAGCUGAUGGAUUCCAAGUUGAGAUGUGCAUUUGAGAUGCCUCUAGAAAAUGACAAAUCUCAUGAGAGUGAAAGCAACCAAACUGUAUAUUCCUCUGCCUCCUCUGUUAAGACUGAGCUCUCCACACUUCCCAAGUCAACCAGUGCCUCGCUGGAUGACGGGGAGGUGAAGAAGAUCAUGGAAGAGUGUAAGCGGCUGCAAAUGGAAGUGCACAGGCUACGGGAAGAAAACAAACAGAUCAGGGAGGACGACGGGCUGCGGAAGAGAAAGGGGACCUCAGUGGGCUCUCCUCACUCCUCCUCCUCCUCCGCCAUGGCUACCUCGGUCAUGAGGGACGAAGGCCUAAGCACCCGCAUCCUGGCCCUCUGCGUCCUCUUCUUUGUCAUCGGAGUCAUCAUUGGCAAGCUCGCCCUGUAGAGACAGUCAGAGCACAGUGACAGGCGGGCGGACGGCGUGCUCGGCAGGACACGCGUCGACGGCAAUGGGGAUGUCUUCGGGGGUUUAUGUUUGUUUGUUUGUUUUCUCUUUUUUUAACAUCUGAGGCAAUAUCAUGAUUGUUUAUCUGGAUGGAAACUAAUAUAAUGUCUAAGAAGAGAAUGAAGCAGGGCAAUCCCAAGUUGAAGCAUGAGUGCGAGGGUUUUUGUCACAGUUCUUGCCUUUUUUCUUUUGUGAAAUAAUCACCAUCUCUGAUCUGUUGUUUCCAUCUAUCCCUCCUUCCUAAAUGAUCUUCCGCAACUUGCACAGGUAACAGUUAUUUGUGUGUGUGUGUGUGCGUGUGUGUGUAAGUGGCUUCACGCUGGCUGAAUGUCAAGUCUUUUGUCACUUAAGUCUUCAACUUCUCUUCCAUGUAAUACUGAUAACCUACAAACAGAGGUAAACAGUGAUCAGAGAGACUUUUUUUUUUUUUUUGAAACUCCAUGUAUUGUUUUCUAAACAGUAUGUGGUAAAAAUGUGAGCCAGUUUGUGUGUGUGUGUGUGUGUGUGUGUGUGUGUGUGUCCUCUUAAUUUUGCCUCCUGCAGGCGGGCUGAUGUGACAGUUUGUUGACGUUUGUGUGUGAGAUCUUAAAUGGUGAAAUCACAGGCUGGUUUUAGAGCAAAGGGUGAGGGGUGGUUUGAAAACAUAACUUUCAUCUGAACAGAUUUCCUGCACACACAACUGAAAAAUGGGGGCUUUGUUGAAAAUCGGAUUAAAACUUGAUAUUUCUUUAUGCCGUUUGAAAACUAUAUAAUCAUGUCAAUCUAAAUUAAGAUGAAUUGAUGCUGCAUGGUGAUCUAGGUAAAAAAAAGCAGAGCUAUAAUUUAGUUCAAGAUGUCAGAGAUUCCCGUUAAUGCAUAAACGAUAAUUGCUUCCUCAGGCUAAGAGGCACCAGACCAAAUUGCCCCCCCCCCCCCCAUUUUUUAAAACGGGGCACACUUGUCAUGCAAGACCAACGUUUUACAACGGACACUUUCAAUAUAUAAUAUAAAAUAUAUAUAACAGCUUUGGCCACCUUGUUUAAUUUUGCUCAUGGAGUAUUGUAUUUGCCUCAUUUAGUCUAUUACAGCAGUCUUUUCCCUUUUUCUUUUUAUGUAGUCCAAUGUUUCUGUUAAUAAUACCCAACUGCACCAUAAAGUGUCCACUCUGCAGUCUGCAUGCAAUGACUUUUAUUUGAGUGUUGAAGUUAUAUUGGUAAAACAAAAAUACCCUUUUCUAAAAAGGGACCAUCUUGAGUCUGGUUUCUGGGUGCGGUUUAUUUCCUUUUGAUUAUUCCUUUGUUUUAUGUCGGGCUCGGGUGGUAGUGAGAUAACUGAGACAACACAGCUGUAUUAUCUUGGUUGUCACAUGACCAUCUUAGUAGGUUGUUAAAGAUAAAUAUGUUUUUUUGUUGCCUGAGGGAGCUUGGGGAUCAAAGAAGUGGGAAUGUGGGUGGCUGGGAGGAGGACUGACCUGUCAAUACGCACUACACUAAAGAGACAAAACAAAGGCAUCAGUGCAACCACACAUACAUAGAUCCAGUCACAUAAUGAUGUAAUCACAAUGUAAUUGGAUACACUUUUGUAUGUACAUAAAUUUACUUAAACUGAUAACUGACAAAGUUAUUAACAUAAUGUAGUAAAGGAAGGAAAUAAUUAAGCAACCAUCAUGGAUGAUGUAGCAUCAUAAGGAAUUAAAAUGCAUAAACCCACAA
Messenger RNA from Pungitius pungitius (ninespine stickleback), 2771 nucleotides. RefSeq names its product vesicle-associated membrane protein-associated protein B-like. The transcript is spliced from 6 exons. The record is from RefSeq and is a predicted model, not a curated record. Gene Ontology annotation, cellular component: plasma membrane; endoplasmic reticulum membrane. Gene Ontology annotation, biological process: endoplasmic reticulum membrane organization. NCBI's taxonomy places the organism in Eukaryota, Metazoa, Chordata, Actinopteri, Perciformes, Gasterosteidae. The coding region runs from base 268 to 1020 and encodes 250 amino acids. Gene Ontology annotation, molecular function: FFAT motif binding.